ACAUAAUCCUUGAAACUCUGCCUCCAAUUUUCCUGCUCCAGUGGAGAACAUGAAUGUGAUCAUGUGGACAGUGGUGCUCUUCCUCAUUAUGGGAAUCGUGGAUCUGAGCAUCGGCCAACAUUACAGCCGGUUCCAAUGGCUGUCACAUCUGCGAGGGCGGUGGCGGCACACUGGCUGGCGGGUUGAGGAUGUGGACUGCCCUUUGGAGUGCGACUGCCCCUCAACCUUCCCCAUUGCUAUGUACUGUCAUGGCCGCAACCUUCAGCAUGUUCCCUACAUCCCCUCACAUAUUAAGUAUGUCUACCUGCAGCACAACCAGAUCACCGGCAUCCAGGACGGGGUGUUUGACAAUGCUACCAACUUGGUCUGGGUUGUGCUGUUUCACAACCAGCUCAACUCAGACAAGAUCGGCAAGAAUGUCUUCAGCAAGCUCACGCACCUGGACCGGCUCCUCUUGGAUCAUAAUGAGCUUAUACGUGUGCCUCCCAACCUGCCCAUGUCCAUCACAGACCUACGACUUGGUCACAACAAGAUCCCAAAAAUCCUCUCCAAGUCAUUCGAGGGGAUGGCCAACCUCACCACCCUUCAGCUCCAAGCAAAUGUCAUAGAGGACAUUGGAGGUGUGUUCAAGGGACUGAAAUCUCUGACUAUGCUGGAUAUGAGGAAAAACAGGCUGAGGAAAAUCCCUGACAACCUCCCAGAGAGGCUGCAGCAGCUCUACCUGGAGUUUAAUAAAAUAGAGAGCGUGCCAGCGGGAUUUCUCACCAUGAAUCCCAAACUGCAGUUUGUCCGGUUGGCUCAUAACAAGCUAACAGAUAAAGGACUUCCAUCCAAUGUCUUCAAUAUCAGCACGCUGAUUGAGCUUGACCUUUCUUUCAAUAAACUGGAGAAGAUCCCUGUUGUCAGUCGGAACCUGGAGAACCUUUAUUUGCAAGCCAAUAAGAUCAAAGAGUUCUCCCUGGGCAGUUUCUGCGGUGCAAUCGACAUUACAAACUUCUCCAGGCUAAGAAUGCUGCGUUUGGAUGCCAAUGAGAUCAGUGCCAAAGACAUUCCUGCUGAGGCUGCCUACUGUUUGCGGCUUGUUGCCUUUAUAGAUGUGUAGCGCUUCCUGCUCUCUCUCUCUCUCUGUCUCUGCUUUCUCUCAACUCAUCCAGGGUGUUGCUCAGUCUGUUACAAUCUGACCUCGUGUCACCUGUCACUAUAUUUCAAUUAUAGUACAGUCUAUUCCAUCAAAGCAUA
This is a messenger RNA of Perca flavescens (yellow perch), 1239 nucleotides long. RefSeq names its product fibromodulin b (gene fmodb). NCBI's taxonomy places the organism in Eukaryota, Metazoa, Chordata, Actinopteri, Perciformes, Percidae. The transcript is spliced from 3 exons. Gene Ontology annotation, molecular function: protein binding. The record is from RefSeq and is a predicted model, not a curated record. The coding region runs from base 50 to 1102 and encodes 350 amino acids.